AUGGAGGUACAAAAUGUGAGCACUGAAACAACUGAAGAAGCACUAACUAAUGAAUUACCGGAAAGCCAAAGUUUUACUACCCAGUUACCUAGUCAAACUAAAAAAAAAAGAACUGCCUCUGUACUAAGUGCUGUAGCUGACUUGAAUUCAAUACAUGAUGCGAUCAAUAAAUCUGAGCCCGAAGAUGAUUCUUUUGAUAUGUUUGGGAAAAGUGUUGCAAUGCAAUUGAAGAAAUUUCUUUCCCUAGAAACAUCGUUAAGAGCGCAAAGUAAAAUUCAAAACAUUUUGACUGAAAUGGGAAUUGAAGAACUGCAUAGUCAAAAACGUUCAUCAACACCAUUAUCAUACAUGAAUCCCUCAUCAGUUUCGUCGGGAUAUGAGACGUCAUAUUCCAACAUGUCUGAUGUAUCAAGAGGUGCAUUUCAUACUGUUGAAAAUGAUAAUCAAAAUGAUUUGUUACACAAAGCUAUUUUUCAAACUUUCAACUCCACAUUAUAA
Molecule: messenger RNA, 498 nt
Organism: Macrosiphum euphorbiae (potato aphid)
Lineage: Eukaryota; Metazoa; Arthropoda; Insecta; Hemiptera; Aphididae
Source: the annotation of a GenBank genome assembly